AUAACAUGCUGUUUGCAGCUUGAGUUGCAUUAGACUGUUUUACAGCAUUAAUUAUCGUUAAUAUUAUUGUUUUCCAGAUAUGACGUCAAUAAAGACACAUGGCGGGAAAUAUUAAAGAUAAAGAAGCAUUUCAACGCUUAAACUUCCUCUAUCAAGCGGCUCGUUGUGUUUUGGCCCAAAAUUCAGAAAAUAUUGAACUGGCAAGAUUUUACUGCUUCACUCAAAAGACCAUCUCCAAACGACUGGUGCUCCGACAAGAUCCUUCAGUGAAAAGAACCAUUUGCAAGAAAUGUUGCACUUUAUUGGUACCAGGUGUCACAUCAACUGUUCGACAAAAAAGGGGACCUAGACGACAGCGUAGGACCAUUGUGCGAUGUUUAAGUUGUGGUCUGACCAAACGUUUCCCAAACAACCCAAAGCAUAAACUGUGGGUGAACCAACCAGAGGCUCAACUAGAAAACCAGACUCUUCCAGAUGCUGGUCAUUCAUCUAAAUACACAAUCCAAGAGAAGAAAUCAGAUUUUUCUAGUGGUCCAGCUCCCACAUCACAGAAGAUCAGAAAAAUCAGGCUUGUGAAAACUGAGGCCAUUGGUUGCGGUUCCUCUUUGAUGCCAAUUUAUUUGUUUCAGAGAAGAGAUAUUCAACACAUCACAAUGUGAAUGCCUUUGUAGAUGGUCUUUUUUAUUAUUAAAAUGCUAUUUUUAUUUUCCAGAAAUGAAGUGCAAUUUUGUUUUUCUCUGUACAUGAUCUGAUUAAGUGUUUUGAAUUGCAAUAUAAAAUAAAAGUCAAAUACAGUGAGUAGUCAUUUUACAUCGAUGAUGACUUUUAUUAUUUUAAAGACUCCUAUUUUAUGCAUGCUUUAUUAGCAUUGAUUUCUGCAUGGCUUAUUUUUUGAAAGCUUUUAUCUUUUAUCACCCCAGGUUAAAGGAAUCCUGGUGGGAUACCAGUGCCAGCAUGAAAAAUUGAUUGAUUGUUGCUAAAUUACAUCUUCAUCAAAACUAUCAUUUGCAAAUUGUAGCUUGCAUAUGAGCAACACAUUUGAGCUUAUUCUUUAACUUUAGGAUGUUUUUUCAGAAGCAAUAUGUGUAGGAUUUGGCUUACGGUUGUUCCACUCAGUUAAGUGCUGAUACUGUCUCUUUAACUUAUGGUUGUGUGUUAGAUCACUAUAUGGUGGGCGUAAAGGUUUUAAUAUUCCUACCUUUGAUGUUUGUGAUAACUAAAAGCAUCUCUCC
Xyrauchen texanus (razorback sucker) is the source of this 1232-nucleotide messenger RNA. RefSeq names its product ribonuclease P protein subunit p21-like. The transcript is spliced from 5 exons. NCBI's taxonomy places the organism in Eukaryota, Metazoa, Chordata, Actinopteri, Cypriniformes, Catostomidae. Gene Ontology annotation, biological process: tRNA 5'-leader removal. Gene Ontology annotation, cellular component: nucleolar ribonuclease P complex. The coding region runs from base 99 to 659 and encodes 186 amino acids. The record is from RefSeq and is a predicted model, not a curated record.